Messenger RNA from Diaporthe citri, 2799 nucleotides. RefSeq lists its product as uncharacterized. NCBI's taxonomy places the organism in Eukaryota, Fungi, Ascomycota, Sordariomycetes, Diaporthales, Diaporthaceae. Gene Ontology annotation, cellular component: plasma membrane. The record is from RefSeq and is a predicted model, not a curated record. The transcript has a single exon. Gene Ontology annotation, biological process: signal transduction. Gene Ontology annotation, molecular function: GDP binding; GTPase activity; GTP binding. The coding region runs from base 1 to 2799 and encodes 932 amino acids.
AUGAUGGACCCCUUUAGCCCAGACGAUAUCUCAAGGCAGGACACGCUCACCUCCUCCUCCUCGGCCCAUCAAGCGGAAGUCCAACGCAAGAAGCUGCUGGAGCAGUCUGACGCUGUGAUGCUUCUGUUCAACCCUUGGUCAAAGGAAUCGUUCGAAUGGGUCAACGGCAGCGUCGUAGAGGACAUCAUCAACACUGGCCGCAAGAAAAAGCUCACGACCGACAUCGUCGGCAUCCUCGACGGCCUUGCCGCCGCGAUCCCUGGGAUGCCGCGGUCCAAAUCAACACGCUCGACCAAAUUGUCCCAAAAGGAGCUCCCGCGCAUGCCGAACUCUCCAACAGGUAGCGGCGUGUCCCUAUUUAAUGGCCUGGAUGAGAAGAAGGGACGAGAAAACGACCAGUUCGACUACCAGGGGGAGCUGAAGCGGAUUAGCAUCGUCGUGGAGGGCUCUGCGCUGAAAAGGGCCGAGUUCAUGAUCCACGAGCGAGACCUCCCCUCCACACCGGAGCAGAGCCCGACGCCGAAACCCCUUGUAAUAUCGGGCCCGAUGUCACUCAGCGACAGGAAGCUGCCGACCAUCAGGGAGGUGGAUAGUAAUGCAAGCCUGAGACGCGGAGCUUCGAUGUGGGAUAACCGCAAGGGUACACAAUCCAACAAACGGCGCGACAGUGCCUUCAGCUUCCGGACGACAUCAAGCGCGUAUAGCCAGGCCUCGUCAACCGUCGUCGACACCACGCACGGCUCAUCAGUGCGCGAAUCAAAUCCGUUCACCUUGGAGGACCUGGUCGACGCACACAUGUAUCCGCUCCCCCCGGAGCGACCGCCGGAGCGACCACCAGAGCGCCGGGCCACGCUCCCGCCGCUGCCGCCGCCGACGGAGGAGCUCGAGAUCCCCGUGCUGGUGGUGGCGUCGAUGACGGACCGGCUCAAGGACAACGGCGGCAGGCUGCCGCGGAUGGUGUCUGCGCGGCAGGGCCAGGAGCUGGCGCGCAAGUUCGGCCCCAACUGCGCCUACAUUGAGGUCUCGGCCAAGUCCAACGCCAACGUCGACGAGGCGUACGGGAUCCUCGUGGACCAGGUCAUGAGCAAGCGGGCUGCGCGGCAGCGGGACGAGAAGCCGAUCGACAAGGUCGAGGAGAUUGUCAUCGUCCAGGAGGAGGACGUGAUGGACAGGGACGAGAAUGACAGGAGCCUGCCGGCCAGGGUGGUGCGCGCCAAGAUGCCGCGGAAGAAGUCGUCGAGGUCUUGCAUGCCUGCGUGGUGGGACAGCCUUGUGGGCUCCGUUUUCUCGUGGGGCCCGUCGGACAAGGAGGUGACUGCGAUCACCUUUGAGGAGAUCGGAGUCCGCCAACAGGGUGAAGAGACGAGAGAGGAUGUCUGGGGCGAGAUAGUGCCUGUCAAGAGCGGGAAUAAGACCUCGUGGAGUGCCAUGCGGAGGUCUAAUGUGAACGACAGCCGACUGUCCACGUCGACAACUUCAACAUCCCGCGACGAUACACUCAAGGAAUUCAGUAUCGUCAAGGAGGUCCAACUUGACAAGACCAAGGGACCCAUGGCCUCUAACAAUCCCUUCAUGCCCGAGGAAACAAGCCAGUCACCGAAGUUGCUCCCGCCUGCUCCAGUGGCACUACCCGACGAGGAUGAGAAGAACUCCGGACCGGAUGAAGCAAUCUUCGACAAGCUGGACCGGAGACUGUCCAAGAAGAAGGCCAGACCUGACAGCAUGACACUCGGACACGACACCUCAAAAGGCACCCACGCAGACUCAUCCGACGAAGGAGGACACACGACAAGACGCAACGAGGCCAUCAUGGACAAGUUCUCGCGCAAGAUUGGCCACAUUGGGCCACUUUCCCCCGAUGAAAAGCCACAGCCACCACUACCAAUAUCAAAAGAGACCCGGCCGUUGAGCAUCGACAGCUCGAUCGCGCGCACCCUCGGGCGGAGCCGGUCCACCAAGAACAAAAAGCAAGACCGCAGCCAGGUCAUGUUCCUGACCAACUACUCCCCCGCCAACAUAGUCCAAAUCAACAGGAGCAAGACAAAGUCCUCACCCGCCAACAACAACAGCAAGACGGCCGCCGACCUCCUGGACGACACGUCCUCGUCCAUAAUCACGACGGCGACCUCGACCGUCCCGCAGCGCCGCCAGCACACGAGCCUCAUCAGCGAGCUGCCCCCUUCCAUCCCGCCCCUGCGCUUCGACACCAUCCGCCUCGACGACCGCCGCUUCACCGUCAUGAUCCGCCUCGCCGAGCAGGAGCUCGAGCAGCAGCGCGCCCGCGUGUGCAAGCUCGUCAGAGACGACGCCGCCAAGGCCGCGCCGGUCACGCGCAGCUCGUCCGUCGGCGCGAAUGCCGGUGACGCAAGGAAGGCGAGGGCGAGGGCGAGGGCGAGAGGAGUCGGGACCAACGCCGUCGGGCUGGUCAAGGCGACGGCGGCGGCGCGCGUCUCUGCUGUGCUGCCUGCUGAGCCUGCGAGGGGGAGGAAGAUUGAUGGCGAUGGCGCCGGCGAGCAGCAGGAUAGGGACAAGGUGAAGGAGAAAGAGAAAGAGCAGCAGCAGGUCGUCGUCGUGCGCGCGGACCAGGAGUCCAGGGCCAAGGCGCUCAAGAACAGGCGCGUGGCCCCCAAGAGCCACGGCCAGGGGCUGGGCCAGGCCCCGACAACAGAACCUGAGGCGCCCCCCCGCCGGGCUGUCACGGUCAGGGCCGUGCUGCCGCCCGCGCCGGCCUCGCGGCCCAGGACGAGGCCCAACUCGGAGAGUCGGCCUGCUGGGCGGCCGACGCCUAUCUGGAUAUAG